AUGCCGGGACGGGUUCUACCGACGUUUACGGCCGCCGAGGUUGAGGCGCAUAACAACGUCAAAUCUUGUUUUAUCACCAUCGGGCGCAAGGUUUACGAUGUCACGGAUUUCGUGCAGGACCAUCCCGGAGGCGGUGAUCUAAUCCUAGACUACGCAGGGAAGGAUGUUCUGGAGAUUAUGAAGGACGAAAUCUCUCAUGAGCAUAGUGAGGCAGCUUACGAAAUCCUGGAUGACUACCACGUCGGUUUCCUCGCCCCGAGCGGCUCUACUUCCACCAAGGCCAAAGCGUCAGGAGUGGAUGCUAGUGAAGCCGAUUCUUCGCCUGUUUACCAAACAACUGGAAUGUCGCGAGAGGAGGAUCUGUCGGUCGAAACGGACUAUUCGCAAGAUUUCAAGACACACAAAUUCUUGGAUCUCAAUAAGCCUCUCUUUCCCCAGUUGUGGUACAGCACUUUUUCGAAGGAGUUUUAUCUGGAGCAGAUCCACCGACCUCGCCACUACAAGGGCGGCGAAUCGGCCCCACUCUUUGGUAACUUCUUGGAGCCUCUCAGCAAGACAUCAUGGUAUGUGGUGCCUAUGAUCUGGCUGCCGCUCGUCGCCUAUGGCACUAAGGUUGGAACAGCCGGCCUGGGUGAUCCUCUCGCUGCUGCUGCAUACUGGAUUGGUGGUGUUUGCCUGUGGUCAUUGAUUGAAUAUCUCAUGCACCGUUUCCUCUUCCAUGUUGACAAUUGGCUUCCCGAUAACCGAGUUGGUCUGACCGCACACUUUUUGCUUCAUGGCAUUCAUCACUACCUUCCUAUGGACAAAUAUCGGCUAGUCAUGCCGCCAACCCUGUUCGUGGCCUUGGCGGCUCCGUUUUGGAAAUUGGCCCAUACCGUUUUCUUUUACAACUGGUUUGCGGCCGUGCAAGUGUUCUGUGGCGGCGUCUUCGGGUACAUCUGCUAUGACUUGACCCACUAUUUCCUUCACCACCGCAAUCUUCCUAUGUACUACAAGGAACUCAAGAAGUACCACCUCCAGCACCACUACGCAGAUUUCGAGAAUGGCUUUGGCGUUACCAGCCGAUUCUGGGAUCGAGUCUUUGGCACCGAGCUGGAGACCCCGCCUCCCAAGGGCUCCAAGGCUCAGUAA
Penicillium longicatenatum is the source of this 1131-nucleotide messenger RNA. Its product is annotated as fatty acid alpha-hydroxylase. Gene Ontology annotation, biological process: lipid biosynthetic process; fatty acid metabolic process. The coding region runs from base 1 to 1131 and encodes 376 amino acids. Gene Ontology annotation, molecular function: iron ion binding; heme binding; fatty acid 2-hydroxylase activity. The transcript has 2 exons. Lineage: Eukaryota; Fungi; Ascomycota; Eurotiomycetes; Eurotiales; Aspergillaceae. Gene Ontology annotation, cellular component: membrane; endoplasmic reticulum. The record is from RefSeq and is a predicted model, not a curated record.